AUAUUUAAAGUUGAUUUUCAAAGUGACAAACAAUGUGUAGUGAUAAGAAGUAGGUUAAUCAUUUAUAAUGUAUAAACAAUAGAUUUCUGAAGACUUGGAUACACAGAAAGUUAAAUUAUUAAAUAAAUUAUUCAAGUUUAUAAAACCUUUUUAUACAUAACUUAAUAAAACAUGUAUAUACCAAGAAAACGUUUCUACAAUAAUUACUUAUUUAUAUUUGCGUUACUUUCUGUUUCUGUGUUGUUUUUUUGUGAAUAUCUUAUAUAUUACAUAGUACUUACACAGUGUAAUUGGCCAUCUUUAGACCCACGUAAGGCUGUUUCAUCUGUUGAUUCAUCAAAGUUUAAUGAAAAUUCUGUACGAGCUAUGUUCAUUUCUGAUACUCAUUUACUUGGUCCUAAAAAAGGCCACUGGUUUGAUAAGUUGAGAAGAGAAUGGCAAAUGUAUAGAGCAUUUCAAACAGCUAUAGCAAUUCAUAAACCAAAUAUAAUUUUUAUUUUAGGUGAUAUAUUUGAUGAAGGUGAUUGGUCUAAUGAUAAGGAAUUUGAUAAUUAUGUAUCAAGAUUUCACUCUCUGUUUUCCGUACCAGAUGGUGUUCGCCUUUAUACAAUGGCUGGAAAUCAUGACAUAGGAUUUCACUAUGCCAUAACACCUUAUACAAAUCAAAGAUUUGUAAAUAAAAUGAAAGCACCCAGUGUUAGAAGAAUCAGUAGUAAUGGUAAUCAUUUCAUCUUGAUCAAUAGUAUGGCAUUAGAAGGAGAUAGUUGUUUUCUAUGCAAGUCUACAGAAAUUGCGAUAAAUAAAAUUGCUGAACAAUUACAAUGUGCAAAAGGAAUAGAUAAUAAUUGCACUAAGAGCAAAGAUAAAUUAUCCAUAUACAGUCGUCCUAUUCUUCUUCAGCAUUAUCCAUUGUACCGUGUAUCUGAUGAAAUAUGUAAUGAACCUGAUGAAGCACCACGUGAACUAAAAAGCUUACAAUUUCGUGAACGGUGGGAGUGUUUAUCAAAGGAAGCAUCUAAACAACUUUUAGAUAUUUUAAAUCCAAGACUGGUUGUUGAUGGUCACACUCACUAUGGUUGCAGAAGAAUACAUAAAGAUGAUAUCUUGGAAUUUACAAUCCCUUCUUUUAGCUGGAGAAAUAUCAAUAACCCAUCUUUCUUAUUAGCAAUUGAUGAAAUGGAACAGAGAGAUCUCCCACAGGCUUUUCGCUUGUUGGGAGAAAUGAAUGCUAAUGUUCUGCAAGUAAACCAACUUGUAGAUAAUAUGUUGGUGCGUGUAAAAAAUGGAGAAAUCUCAACGGACAAGGGUCUUAGUUUCUUAGAGAUGAAGUAUCAUAUGUUACUUUCCUAUCUUAUUAAUUUAACUUACGUAGUCUUAAGAAAAUGUUCAGGUGAACGUAUUGAAGGUGACCCCUCUAUUGAUCGCCUUAUUGAAAUCAGGACAGUCCUAGAAAAAAUCCGACCAAUAGAUAACAAGCUUAAAUAUCAAAUAGAUAAACUUGUUAAGACUGCAGUAACUGGUACCACUAACAGUAAUGAUCCCACUAAUUUUAAAGCAGAUCCUGAUGCAAUAAUUGCUAAGAUUGAUAGUUUUGAUGAAGAGUCGGAUAGUGAUCAAGAAGGCGAUGAAGAUGGUUUUAAAUCAUCUCAAAUCAGAAAAUCAAAUAUCUAUGUGCCACCAAAACUUGCUGCUGUUCACUAUGACGGAGAUGAAACAGCAGCAGAAAAGAUGCGUAAGGCUGGUGAAAGAGCCCGCAGACGUGCAGUCUCUGGUGCAGUGUUAAGGGAAUUAAAAGAAGAAUACCUAGAUGCACCGAUAGAAGAUGCACAAGGGUUAAUUGAAAAACAAGCCAGUUUGGGGCGUGAAAAUAAGCGAAAGAUUGAAUAUGAAGAAAAUUACAUGACACGUUUACCUGUUACCAAACAAGAAAAACAUAGACGCCGUCAGAUUACAACUCUUGGUACUCUUGGUGAUGAAAUUACUAGUUUCGGAGAGACUUCAUCUGUACCAUCCAAAACAAGAAAAACUCAGAAAAAAGGAAAAGCUAAAAAAAGUUUUAAAAAAAAACGGCACCACUAAAUCAGCUUUAUAGUAACUUAUAGAGCAGAAUUUCAUACAACAUUAAUUAUUAAGGUAACGUGCAACAAAAUUUACUUAACUUCUUCUUGACAACAGCAGAUGCCACUAAUACUCGUUUACUAAAUAAUGCUAUAACUCAUAACAUCUAGUAAUGAAAGACUACCAUCGAUGGUGAAGUGAAAUAGCACGAUGGUAAUUUAUUACUGUGUAUAAGACAUACUAAUGGUCGUGUAAUUAAUACUUAUAGUUAAUACUGAUUUUAACCUUUAACUGUUGUCUGAAAUCAAUUUUUAUCUGUGGAGUUGAAAUAUUCCAUCAAAAAGAAGAAAUAGUAUAUUGGUAUGAAAGGAAACAAUUCCAAUAAUAUAUGUGGGGUACAUACGAGCUUAAUUUAAUAAAACAAAGAUUCUCAUCAUGUAUAUGGUUAAGAAACUAAUGGAUUUCGGCUCCAAGAUUUAAAAUUGUAAGUUAAGCAUAAAAGUUGAAAGUAGGCAAUGGGUCUGCUUUAUUUUGAGAUAUUCUCCAGCUAUAAAUAAUGGAAUCAAUAACAUAGCAGGAAGAAUGAUAUUGAAUUAAUUGUUAAAAAAGCGUAAAAAUCACAAGACAUUCAGUGCAAAGUUAUGAAAUUCGUGUUUAACAUGGAAAAAUACUGUUUAGGAACUGCAAAAAUUUUGCAACUUCUACGAAUAAUGAUUCAUUGUAUGAUAUCGCAUGUCUUAGGAUUUUCUCGCUGUCUAGUGUAGUAAAGUAGUUACUAGUUUAACUAUUAAAUGUAUGUUUCGUUUGUUUUUCCCCUGGUGAACUGUUGAGGCUAUUACAUCUUGAUGUGAAUCAUAUUUUAUGUUAAGUUUCUUUUUGCAAUGUAUUUAUACAUUGUAAUUGUUAUUUUAACUAAAAAUUAAUUUCAUUAAGUGGUUAAACUUAUAUUAAAUAUAAUAUAAGGAUAACGUAAUCGUGUCAAAAUUCAAAAUUGAUAUAGUAAAUUUUUGUAGUACUGUUUAAGUUUGCAGUGUUUAGUUUUUAAGGAGGGGGAACAUGUUACGUCGAAGUACAAACUAAUAAAGGAAGACUUAGAGCGAAAAUCACUUCUGCAAUAGUGAAUAAGACCUGUACAAUCAAAUCGCGGGAUAUAUUUAACUCUUGCGCUUGAAUAUAGGUUCCAUUUUUUAAAUAUUACUAAAUGAGAUUACAGGGUGACUUUUUCAUGUUAAAGGAGUAUUACCUCCUUUAAAAUAAAAGGAAUGCAAUAUUGUGUAGAUUUCUAACAUAGUUCACGCUUGGAUAUGAGUGUUCGUUGCUCAUUCCUGCAGAAGUGGUCCGCAUUACCUUUGAGAGUGUUAAUUCGCCAUAUGCUGACCAAGGGCUCAACCAUCCAUAGAUGUUAUAUUUUUUACAGAAGUGUUCAUAGAUUGAGCUAUCUUGGUAAGGCAUGAUGUUACAUGUGCCUCCUCUUUUCUAAUCUGUGAAAAUGAUUAAAAUGUGAUAAAUUAUUCAAGAAAUAAUAUGUAAAAAAAAAAACUAACAAAAUAACACAAUUGCUGGGCAUUAUUUACAAGUGCUAGCAAGCCUAAUGUCAGCAGCCUUGUCGUAUUUGGUAAUGAAGUUGAAAUACCGAAUAGCGGAAAAAUUUUGAGAUAAUUUGUGUUAUAACACUUGCGUGUGAGCAUGAAUGAUUGCAAGUGUAUGUAUAAUGUUGCUCUACAUUUUAAGGAAACAAAAGUAUAAACGCAAUUAGUUUCAAGAUUUAUCCGUGAUUUGGAUUUUUCAUACUCCAUGCAUAGACGAUAAUUUUCUAAGCACCCUUACAACUAAGAGAUCUAUGAGCCCAGAACAAAUUUAUAGUUAAACAGUCUGUUUUAAUCAAUCAACUAUUUUCAUAUCACCACGAAUUAUAUAUAUAUUUACGCCGAAAGAAAUAUUAUUUACAAUAAAAAUAUGAACUGGGAGACUUAUAGUAUAUAGUAUAAACUCAAUAAAUUUUUUUUAAAUAAUAGCAAUAUAAUCGUCAAUGUUUUGGGCUUGUAGUAAAAGAGUAUGGGUGUAAAAAAGAUAUUCAUAUGAGACACAUAUCCGCACAUAACAUAUAGCAGCAAGAUAAUAGGAUUAUAUUGAAUACACUACCUCAAAUCAAUAGAAAUAUGGAGUUACAGUAAUGAAACUGUAACAGUUUCGUUUGCAUAACUAUGUCAUCCUUUAUUGUUUAAAUAUUUACUGUACUGAGAUUUUUUUACUAGAAUUCUUUAGAUUGUUAUAUUAUAUUUACAAAAAAUAUAUAAAGUUUAUUCUAUUUGAAAUAGAAUCGUUUUCAUAUGGUUUUGUAUCUACAUAGUAGAUAGAUAUAUGAUUGAUCAAUGUACAGAAAGACAUAAGGAAUGUAAACGUUACUGUAAACAGUGAUUUUAAAGUAGUUCUUCAAAUCCAACAAUGCUGCCGAAUACAAAAGAAACAAGAUAUCUUUGCAGCAGAGUCAAGAUAGGAAUAAUUUAUUGACUACAUUCAUAGUCUGAGAAAAUAUAAUGUUUCAUUUAUUGGUAAAUUUUCUAUUAUUUAUGUAUUAUGAAAAUUCAACAUGUAAGAGAGUUUACCUGUAUAUUACAAAUGGUUAUUAUGAAUGAAUUAUUAUUAUGGAUUAAUACUA
This is a messenger RNA of Polistes canadensis, 4717 nucleotides long. RefSeq names its product metallophosphoesterase 1-like. The transcript has 12 exons. The record is from RefSeq and is a predicted model, not a curated record. Lineage: Eukaryota; Metazoa; Arthropoda; Insecta; Hymenoptera; Vespidae. Bases 172 to 2079 code for a protein of 635 amino acids. Gene Ontology annotation, biological process: GPI anchor biosynthetic process. Gene Ontology annotation, molecular function: hydrolase activity.